Molecule: messenger RNA, 959 nt
Organism: Aureobasidium subglaciale EXF-2481
Lineage: Eukaryota; Fungi; Ascomycota; Dothideomycetes; Dothideales; Saccotheciaceae
Exons: 1
Coding region: 351-917 (188 amino acids)
Source: RefSeq, a predicted model, not a curated record
CUAUGUUCUGGCGUUUGGGAGCAGGCUCAUGCGUGCUGAGGCCUUUAUUGAACACAGCUCUGGAUCCCUGCUGAGCUCAUCCGUAUCUUGUCUUCACUGCCGCAUCCACGAGGCGGUGUAAAUCGAGUAAACAAUUCUUGCUACUCAAUCUUCAAUACCCCACCGCCGCGACUCGGUCCUCUUCCCCUACAUUGUCACUAAGUUGUUCUUUGUCCCACAUGCCCUAACACCUCACCAUCCACCCAGGUCACUACCGCAUUCCACAGCGCGAACCGAUCCAAGCCUCCCCCACUACCAGUGAGCACUCUAAGACCUACAAUCUUCUCACGGCCAACAAGAUCUGUACAAAAAUGGUAAGAGCACUUAGUGCUCGGACACGUCCUCAGUUCCACCCAGAGCAAAUCUACACCAGUUUCGAGUACGACCUGGAGUCGCGUGAGGCAAAGAAGAUACUCACCAUCGGAACCGAAGCCGCCAAGGUGGCUAAGAAUCUUGUCCAGCACAACAAGAUUCAUGACCUCGUCGAGAAGAUUAUAGAGACCAACGUUGAUAUCUUCUACAAGCUCGAUUACGCUUCUGCUGAAAAGGGAGCGCAUGUGGGUCUUGAACAGCGUAUCAGAAUAUGGGCAGAGGAACAAGCAAAGGUCAACCUCUUCUGGGUGCUUCGGGACCAGUACAUUGCCGAUACUAUCGGGGCUUGCAAGCUCCAGAUCAAGAAGAGUCGGCUAGAGGUAGAGUCUGCCAGAGCACAAUUAGAGGCUGUGAGUGGAUCUGAUCAGAGAUGCAAUUGGCUACAAAAGAUGCUGACCGACCCCAAAGGUAACUUUGUCUACCUGAAUUGGCCAACGAGUGUGCUCCACUGUGAGGUGAAGGAAACAAGCGAGUGGCUACAAUCACAGGACGAAUCGGUGGCGUGAGCCAGGCUCGAGCCACUGGAAAGCGGAGAAGCGUUGAUAUGU